UAUUAAGAAAAAACGUAGAAUGUUGUAUAAAGCUGUAUCUUUUAUUAAGGGAAAUUUUCCCAUUUGUGACGCAUCCAUUAUCUUUUGCAUAAAAAUGUCAUCGGAAGUAAUGUUCUCUUAUUUAAAAAAAGGAAAGAUGACCAAGCGACGUCCGAAUGUCAAGGACAAGGACGAAACUCAUUCUCUUUACAUACCCCAACACCUGGAGGUAAGCAGUGCGCAUGACCGGAAGCUCCGACCAAGCGAGUGAGAGGGGAAAGAGAAACCGAAGUGUGCUGGAGUGUGAGCGCAAGACACCGUGGGAGAACAAGGGAGGGCAGUUCAACCGCCAGCGAGAAAUAGUGGAGUAAAAAACACCCAACCAGGUGGUCCGAGCGCCAUGGGUCUGCAGUGUGCGCGUGUGUCUAUACGUACGGAGUAUGUUGGUUGAAGAUCAGCCGGUCGAUCCAGUAGUUAUUCCUGGGUGCUGCAAGCCUUACCAGCCAGCAUGCGUAUAUUCAUUUCCUACGGGAGUGGAAGCUCCCUGUGAGACAUUGUCUCUGUGACGUGGCACAGGGUAGACGGCGAAUAUUGAAUACCAAAACCCCAGUCUGCGACACGCAAACGUUGUGGUGACAUCGAAAGAAACGGACGGAUAAUGUCUCGGCGUAAACAAGCCAAACCCAGAGCUCUGAAACGUGACGAAAUGGAAGACGACGAAGACAGUAAAGAGGAUCAACACGCGCCGACCGAAGACAGGACGACACCGAAUGGAGAUAAAGAAAAUAUUGGUAGUGUGGAUAAAGACGGGCCCGAAUCACGUGAUUCUUAUCGCUGCGAAACUUGCGGUUCUCGUCUGGAUAAUCUUCAAGCCUUUUUGGAUCAUCGCAAUUUCGAGUGUUCAGCUGGUCUGAACGGUGGUUUCGGAACCCCAACUUCUUGGCGUUCCUCGGAUACCCCAGACGAUCAGUCCACUUCGAUGUCACCCACCAGCUGUGCCACACCCUCCGACCCAGAUGCAGACUUGACGUAUACAAUUGGAGUGACGGAAAGCACACCGUACGCCUGUCAAUUCUGUGACAAGGCAUUUCCACGUCUCAGUUACUUAAAACGUCAUGAACAGGUCCACAGCGACCAGAUGCCUUUUAAGUGUGACUACUGUCAAAGACUGUUCAAACACAAAAGAAGUAGAGACCGACAUGUCAAACUGCAUACGGGUGACAGGAAGUACCGUUGUCCACAUUGUGAAUCGGCUUUCUCCCGCAGCGACCACCUCAAGAUACACAUGAAAACGCACGAUAAUGCUAAACCAUUUCAGUGUACAGUCUGUAAUCGCGGUUACAAUACUGCUGCCGCUCUUACUUCCCAUAUGCAGAAUCACAAGAGGGAACAACCUACGGAUGGAUCAAAUUCGGCACAAACAUUUCGAUGCCUCCAAUGUUCGCUCGUUUUUACCACUGCCAGGGAUUUGCAGACUCAUGUAGGAAGUCAUGGAGAUGGUAGCAGUUCCCCAGCUUUUCUGCCUCAACUAAGUCCCAGCCCGAUCGUUCGUCACCAAGGAGAAGCAGUCGAUGUUCAGGGAAAAUGUAGCGUGUGCGAGGUGAUCUUUCCUUCUCCGGAAGCCUUAACUCUUCAUAAAAAGGUGCAUGAAGAUGUCGUUAUGACAGAUGUGAAUGGUGUGAGAGAAGAAUCGAAUGCUUCCACGAAAUUCGCUUGUGGGUUUUGUUCCCAGUGCGAUUUCUCCAAUCUCGAAAGCCUUCAACUGCACGUUCAAGCUUACCAUGUUCCCAUAACAUCGUCUGGAGAUACUCCAACUUCUCCAUCUCAAUUACCUUCAAUCUUGUUGUCUCAACAUCCACCGUCCUCUUCCGAUUUCGAUUGUGACUACUGCACUAUGAAAUUUGGAACUGUUCACGCUCUUCAAAAACAUACGCUAACUAUCCACAGCUUUUGUGACAUCAUUUCUAAGUGCAGAGAGAAUGUUUACUGUUCACAAUGUACUAUGGGAUUUACUAGUCCGUCUGCGUUACUCGAUCAUGUCAGAUCUAUGCACGAAAGAGAUGCCAGUUCUGGCACUCCCAUUUCUCAAGUAGGAAAGACGGAGAGUAACACAAAGACGGGAAAAAAUAGAAUGGUUAUGCCUAAAACAGAACCUUCGACAUACAACGGUACUACUAGCCACGAAUUUCCAUCUCCUCAUACAUUAUUAUGUAAUCAGUGCAAUGCAGCGUUUUCUGACUUCGAAUCAUUCAGAACUCAUUUGAAAACUCAUCUGGAUGCUGUAAAACAAAAAUUCACGUGUACCGAAUGUGACGGUGAGUUCACGACUGAAGACCAACUCGACAGUCAUGUUACCAGCCAUUAUCUAUCAACUAGCACAGAAUAUGGAUGUCAGUGUUGCUUAAAAUUAUUCAAUAAGCCUGAUGAACUUCAGAAACAUCUAAUGGAUAUUCACGCUCACCAUUUAUACAGAUGCGCUCUCUGCAAAGAAAUGUUCGAUUCCAAAGUAAGCAUUCAAGUGCAUUUUGCUGUUAAGCAUAGCAAUGAAUGUAGACUUUUCAAAUGUACAUCGUGCAAUGCUGUCUUCCGCUCAGAUGUUGAAUUUCAGCUACACGUUAGAGUUUCGCAUCUUUCUAAACUUCAACCAUUUCGCUGUUUACUUUGUGAUCAAUGCUUUCCAACCGAACUUCAACUUCAAUAUCACGUGAGCACACACAAAAAACAAUUCUCUUGUGUCUUAUGUGGUGAGGCUUUUCACGUCGAAUUUCUCCUGGAUAAGCAUAUGCAAACAGUACAUACAACGGAUGUGGCCAUGUUAAGUAGCUCCAGUAGAAUGUCGAAUGGUACGGCUGAAGUGGCACAAAAUCUUAGUCUCAAAUCACGUAAUAGAAAUGAAAAUUCUUCAGAUAGCGGCUCUAAGAAAGAAAUCCGAUGCGAUAUCUGCGAUGCAAGUUUUCCCUCAGAAUCUUCACUCAAUUCUCAUCGUCGACAUAUGCACAAUAUCCGUACGUCUGGCUCGCAAAAAUCGGGACAGGCCACCUUAAGUUUGUUUUGUGCUUAUUGUAACGAAUCGUGCAAAUCCCGAACAGAAUUGGAAAAUCACAUGAAAGCACAUACCGUAAGUCCAAGUAAACACAAAUGCAAUAUCUGCGAUGAACUCUGUCCGUCUGCAUCUGUACUAGCAGAACACAAACUGACUCAUUGUAAAGUAGUUUAUGGCAGUACAUGUGUGAAUUGUCGAAUGACUAUGCAGAGUGAAGAGCAAUUUUACACACACAUUCAACAACAUAAUAACCAUGGAUUUCCGUUACCUUGUGUAGUCUGCAGGCAGACGUUGAUAUCCGAGGUCGAAGUUCGGCUUCACGCUAGAUUUCAUUUAAAAAAUAAUGAAAACUUAUAUUCUUGUUGCGUGUGUACACGACACUACGAAGUUAACCAUCUAAUUAUUACUGGUAAGCAAGAUGGCGUUCACACUUACAUGUGCAAAGAUUGUUUUCAUAGCAAAACUGAUGAUUUACGGUGUCAUGAAUGCCACGUGAAAUUCGAAAAUUUGACAGAAUUAGAAAAGCAUAGAGUGACGCAUCGUAAAACGUACCAAUGCAUCAAAUGCCAGAUGUCUUUCGAUACAGAAGCCGAGAUACAAAUGCAUGUGGCUACUCAUGUUUUACAAGAAGGUACGUGCCAUGAAUGCAGAUUAUGCCACAAAGUAUUAGACUCGCCUGCAAAACUUCAAUGUCAUUUAAUUGAACAUACGUUUGAGGGAUGUUCCACGUACACUUGUUACAUUUGCAGUUCUGUAUUUACCACUCCUCAUUUAUUACAGAUUCACAUGUUGGAUCACGGACUUACUGCAAGACCGUACGAUUGCUCACGUUGUGUUCAGAAGUUUUUCUUUCGAGCGGAAUUAGAAAAUCAUAUUUUAUUACAUACGGAGUUCGAAGGUGCAUCUGAGCAAUAUCAAUGUACUGAUUGUUCUAAAGUGUUCAACACGAUUAUUAAUUUGAAUAAUCACAGAAAAUUGCACGAACAAAAAGGAAAUACCUACAAAUGUUCUCUCUGUCCAGAAGUAUUCCAGACGUCGUCUGAUAUGCAACAGCAUCAUUUUCGAUGCCAUAGUGAUACCGAUCUUCAAGAAGGUAAAAAAUGCUUCCCGUGUACAGAGUGUGAGCAGGUGUUUCCAUGUUUGAGCAAUCUACAAGGACACAUGAGAAUUCAUACGCAGGGAACUAAAUUUACCUGUCCUCAAUGUAAUAAAGAAUUUGCUUUAUCGAGGAACCUAAAUAUUCAUAUGAGGUCUCAUAGUGGGGAGAAACCAUAUGAAUGUCCUAUAUGCAAAAAAAGAUUUGCAAGAAAAGAAAAUAGAAAGGCUCAUCUAAAAUCUCACACGGGAUUGAAACCGUUUAUGUGCCCUCAUUGUGGAAAAACGUUUUCUCGAAAAUGUCACGUGAAGGAACACAUGAGGAUUCAUAUUAGUUCCACUACUAAUCCGUGCGAACUGUGUUCUGAAUCAUUUCCAUCAAUGAGACGAUUGAGAAAACAUAUGAUGGAAAUUCAUCAGAAACAUUACGAACACAUUUGUACUGUGUGCGGAGAUAUCUUCGAAACAUUACAAAAUUUGGAUAGCCAUUUACUGAAGAGUCACGAUGUGACUAUAGCACACGUGGAUGAUCCACCUCCAGAUGAUCUUUCCGAAUCUUCACCUGGUCAAAGUUCGACCUCUGGAGAUGCCAAAGACCUAGAAAGUAGUGAAUGCAGUAGUCUUCCGGAAGAGGGUGACAUGAGGGACUCUCCAGUUUCCGUAAACGAAGAAAGUGUUGCUGUGCCACCCCCAGAAGUUGCCGCGUGAUUUAUAAAAAUGGUGCUAAUAUCUCGAAGCACGUUCAAUGGCCUUUCUCUUUCCCAUCUGUUGAUAUGGCCACUUAGAUGAGCUUAUAAAAAAAAAACUAGAAGAUAGGCUAUUUACAUGUAAAUAGUUUCGGGGUCAUUUUUGUUAUUUAUAACAGUGUAAAUAAUGGUUGUUUUUCUACCGGAAAAGUUCUCCAUCACGGUAACUGCCUUAAUGUUUAUUUAUAUAAAUAUAUAUAAAAUAUAUACAUACCUAUUUAUUUCCUAAAUAACUCUGGGAGUUAUUUAGACAGCUACAUAAAAACAGGAGGAGGACAAAAAAAUGUUUUCUGUUGAGUGCUGGCUUGGAGAAAGCACAGCAUCUUUUGUGGACCUAACAAAAAUAAUAUGCCAAACUCGUGGUUGAUUGUGUGCGAGUUACAACAAAGUUUCUUGUGAUACUGGUUAUGGAAACUAACUAUUAACAUCGUUGUAAUUAUUAUAGGUCUCGUUUCGGUUGUUAACUAUUAUUGAGACAAAAAAAAACCAAGGCUAUGUGAAAUAUGGUUUUGUUAUGUUCCAUAUACCAGUUUGCUAUUGUAAUUUCUUGUUUUUGUUUAUUAGAUUUUAAGACUUUUUUCUAUAUUUUUAUGUGAGGGAGAACAAGGAUUGUACCUCGUCUAGCGUGUUUAUUUUUUCACCAUUUAUUUGUUUAGAAAAUAAAUAGAGGGUCCAAAUAGACAAUAUAAAAUUUAAAGAAUGAGUGGUAUACAUUUUGUUCACGCGCUCUUCAUUUCCUGAAUUGUAAGACCUAUAUAUAUAUAA
Centruroides sculpturatus (bark scorpion) is the source of this 5628-nucleotide messenger RNA. RefSeq names its product zinc finger protein 423-like. The transcript has 8 exons. The record is from RefSeq and is a predicted model, not a curated record. Gene Ontology annotation, biological process: regulation of transcription by RNA polymerase II. Gene Ontology annotation, molecular function: DNA-binding transcription factor activity, RNA polymerase II-specific; RNA polymerase II transcription regulatory region sequence-specific DNA binding. Gene Ontology annotation, cellular component: nucleus. NCBI's taxonomy places the organism in Eukaryota, Metazoa, Arthropoda, Arachnida, Scorpiones, Buthidae. Bases 638 to 4825 code for a protein of 1395 amino acids.